AAAUGGGAAUAAUAACAUUCGCAAUGUUUUACGCAACCACUAUGAAAGAGAAAGUUAGAAAAAAGCAACACGAAGUAGCUAAGAGGAAAGUUUGUACUUAUGUUUUAACUUUUAACUGUACAUAGGGAUACAUAAACACACUAUUAACAAAAAUGCACGCAGUAUCGCCCCAAGAUAAAACAAAGAGCAACAGUUCAUAUGGUAAAAGACUGUGUCUUCCACUUCUCUUUUCACUCCUUUUUCUCUGCUUAUUAACUUGGGUAGGUUAUGUAUACACAAGAUCAGAAAACAAGUUAAAAGAAAGCUUGCAAAAAAUAAACGCAGAGAAAGAUCGCAGACAGAGUUUGAUCCAGCAGACCUCUUCUUAUAUGACGUUGGUAAACAAAGCGAAGAAUAACGUCUUGUUGUAUUCAAAGUUAUUGGAGAAUUUUUCACAGAAAUUAAAGACACUGGAACAACGAAGAAUACACUCGAUCAACAAGAAGGGCUUUACUGCUUUGAGUUUGUGCGGGAAGACUGGUCAAACAGUAAAGAGCAAUGGAGGGCGUCUAUUCCCAGACUGGAAAAUCACAUUAAAUGUUGGAAACAUUAACUACACAAAUAAUUUUAUCGUCAUCAACACACCAGGAGUUUAUUUUGUUUACGCUCAGAUGUUUUUUUUUCAAAAUAAAGACAGCUUUAGGCGAAAAAUAAUGGACUUUCACAUUUCAAAAAAUCGCCAAGAAACGUUGGUUCUAGCGUCUGUACCAGUGACCACCUGUCCAGAAGCUUGCACGCGCUACAUAUCAAGUGUCGUAAAGCUUCAGAAAAAUGAUCGCCUCGCUGUGUCAUCCUAUGGUAACAAUAUCCAGUUCAAAAUAUCACAAGAGAAAUGUCAGUUUGGUGUUGUUUUGUUGGAAGGAAGCACUCAAUAAAAGUUUCAAGGCAGCUUUCACAAAAAAAAUUAUCUCUACAUCAAAUCCUUUGUAAUUAAUGCCAGACGCUAUAAUAACAAAACAAAAUAAAAUAAAAUAAACACUCUCAAUAGUUAUAGCUCAAAAGCAUUUAAAUUUCCUUCAAGCUUUUAUUUAAUAUUAUAACACGAUUUAAAUUUAGAGUGAAUGGGGGAAGGUCUAAUACGUUACACGCUUUCUCGCUUAUAAGAAUAACAUGCGAUUUCAGAAUAAAAACGAUGGGUCUAUUUUUAGAACAAUAGAAAAACAAAAAAAUAACCAGCUCAGUCAGUAUUUUAAUAUUUUUAUAUCUUUUUAGGAUUAUCAUAAUAGUUUUUAAAUAAGUUCUUGGAAUAAAUAUGUUUGUUAUGGGUUUUUUAUUUGCCGCUUUUAUCAAGUUGUAAAAUUAAAAAUGCAGCUCAUUUUAGUUAGUAAACAAGAUAUCUGUACAGCUAUGAAGCUGUGGAACCAAAAAUGUAGAACCCCUUCUGUUUAGUCACUAAGCAGCAAGCUCAAUAAUAUACGUAUUUUCAAACUGGUGUAUAGUCGAAUUGUCAUUUUGCACUGAGGAUGCCAGGAAAAGGGAUGGCAAGUCCAAAAAUAUCUGAGCCAACCCUUGUUUCAUGGGUUGAAGGCUAGUCCAAUACAACGCCCUUUCACAGAUGGUCUGCAGAAAAUUUCUACAAAUCUGAGCAAUUUCAGACUAGUUUCAUAUAUUCCCAAGAUCUUUUUGCAAAUUAACAGGAAAAAUAAACAUGCAAUAAUCCGUAACCAACCAGCCUAUUACAAACUUUAAUUUUGAGUGGAGGCAUUUUUUGAUCUUGAAAUUAAAAUCUAGUUUUUGCAUGCAAAUUAAUUUACAACAUACAUCAGUGAAAAAAUGCUACUAACCUAACAAUUUUUUUAAUCAUAACUUAACCAGUCGGGAAGAACUGAUAAUUAGCCUGUAAAUGACAGUUAGCCAAUACAGGAAGUUAUACGGUAUAUACAUUAAAUUUAGCUGCUUGUGUGGCUAAUUAUACGGAUCUUAUUCUUCAAUUUCUACACUUUUCUUCGAUAUCGAUCUUCCAUCUGCCUAGUUUCAUAGCAUGUUAUGUUCCAAUAAAAAACAAAAUAAGAACAAGAAAUAACUGCGCAUGAAAGAUAUUCAUUUUCAAACUAAUACCGGCUAAUUAACCUUAUAAAUACGGACUUUCCUGGUACUGCAUGGCCACAGUUCCAUAUUUGUAGUGUAUAUUAUAUAAUUAGCUGAUUCAAUUUAUGAAUGCUCUUGAAACGACAACACCGUUGCCGUAUAAGCAUCGACUAACUAUCCUGUUACAAGCUAAUUAUCAUUUCUUCCCGACUGUUAAUUUUCUUCUUCUAUAUAGUCUGCACUUUAUUAUACCGUCAAAACGUAAACAUUGAAACUUUAUUGAAACUUUAUACCACUGGGAUAAAAAAUUUUUUUCUGUUGCUGUGAAGUUAACACUAUAAACUAUGAUGUAUGGAAAGAUACUUUGUUAAGCAGAGUAUUACAGCUAAAAUUUGCAGGGUAUUAUUACAAGAUUUAUAGCUGACCUGAGCUGAAGCUAGCCACAAAAGUAAGGAGGCAUUCCUUACUUUUGUGGCUAGCUUCAGAUUGGUAAAAGAUAGCACAAGAAGUAAUAACGAUGAAUAGCACAAAAUGUACUUAUACCAAACUAAAUGAAAAGCUUUGGAGAAAAGCACACAAUAGCUAUAGCUAGCUGUCUGUAUUGCUAUCUACUGACACUGACCACGUUAGCUGGCCUGCUAUAUACAUACGCCAGUUAUAGCCAAGAUAAUAAAAAUGAUUUUACUAAGAUUUACAUGGAUGUGAUGGUAUCUUUAUUAGCAUAUAGAAGCAUAGAAAACCUAAACAAAAAGAGAUCUUUUCCAAACCUGAGCUAUGCAACUUUUAAAAUCGCAGAUUAAACGUCAAUUUUACUAACCGCGUCCGAGAUACGCAUAUCUUCACUUAAAUCUUAGAAGAUCAGGAUCUUGCCCGAGCUUUUAGCCGAAACUAGAAGCUGUGUGUUCCACAGCUAAUUAUACCAUCAUCACCUCCAUUAUGACAAUCAAAAAAUUACUAUCCGAAGGGUUUUGGAGGGUCGACAGGGUCCCCUAAGCUAACAUAACGCAUUUACUUUUGGGUUCAAUGUCAGUACCUGUUGACUAUUGCAGGAGACACGUUCAUCAGAAUUUAAAAAUCCUCGUUAAUAGAACAUUUAGAAGUUAGAUUUAGAAGUUUACCGAUAUAGAAAUAAUUUUUGUUUGUGUCACUUGACCGGAAGUGGUGUAUGCUUACAGACUGGGUUAAAAAAGUCGAUUUCCUGACCUACAACAUGGCAAUGUCCACUACCCAUGAACCUUUGUAACGCACCUACAAUAUAGCUAUAAUGGUCGACAAAAAUAUGGCUCUCCACUCCCUCUCUGUGGGGGUGGUGUUUGUUAGAUACGGGUAUUCUUUCUUUCGGCAUAUUACGAGGUUUGGGUUCGAAAAUCUGUGUAGAUGCUUUCUAGAUUUUCUUACCAAGUAGCUGUUAGUUUUAAAAAAUAUAUAUAGUAAAUUUUAGACUACAUAAGGAAGCGUUUAAGCGGUUUAACGCUAUUUCCCUGUAUGGUGGAGUUGCCUUACGUGCCGAUAUCUUUGAAAACUUACCUUUGCUACGGUGUCUGAUUAUGAUAAUUUUUAAUUUAAGUUUUAAUAUUUAUCUAAUACAACUUCUAGAGCUUUUAGAUUUUGGCUGUUACUUAAAAUUGACCUUAAAAAUCUGUAAGAAAUCCUUCUAAUCAUGAAAAAUAGCUAGAGUAACUUUUGUUAGGAAUCUCUUUGGAAUUUGAAACUUACAGCACAGCUUUAUUUCAUCAAGGGAAAUCAGUCUAUAAAGUUUAGAGACGUGAUGAAACCGAUUUUCCCGUCGAUGUUGAAUGUAAAAAUCGAGAAAUAUGUUCAAUAACUUAUAUUUAGAUCUCAUAAACUUCAAACAGAACAUAAAAAUUUGCUCUGCAAAUAAAGUAAAUGAAAUUUAAGAAAUAGUGGUAUUCUGGACAAAUUUCCAGCUUUCGAUGACUUGACAGAAAAACUGCUGUCAUAACCAGAAAACUAUUCCUGCCAUUGUGUUGCUUCUAUGACGUACGAUAACUGUGCCAAGUUCGGUUUAAUUUACACAAGCCUAACAAAAGUUAUUAAAGCGUUGGGGCGUAAUCCGCCCUUUUCCCGCCCGGUCAAAUGUUUCAAAAAAACCCGAAAUAAAUUGGGGUAAAAUGCACAAGGGAAGGGAAUUAAAUGGAUAAAAUCGCGUUGUGUCCUCGACAAAAUUAAGGGUUCCUUUUACGGUGGCCUAAGUCUGUCACCCUUGCCGAGCAGCAGAAAUGUAUCACUACUGCGCAGUAAAAUCAAUUCUAUCGCGCAGUAGUCACAGAUCUACUGCGCUUUAGAAAACAUUCUAGUGCGCAGUGCAGACAAAACACUUUGUUACGUUGAUUAUACGGAAUGGCAUAGAGCUUGAUAACAAAAAAGAUAUUUUUAAAUAUAUGCGACAGUAAUUUUAUAACUUUAAAAAAUCAAUUUUAAGAUAACGUCAUAAGUGCAAGCAUGAUAAAAAUAGCAAGAAAUCUAUCUUUCAAUGCCCAUCUCUGAAAUGAAAGUACACGACGAGAGUCAAACCAAAAGUAGGGUAGAAGCAAUCAAAUUAAAAUACGAUGUAUUAUAAACGGAAGCGCAUAACAAACUUUCGACUUUAAAAAUCUUGUCAACCAUUAUGAAAUGCCGGAGAAAUUGUCUAAUGCCCAAUAUUGCGCAACAAUUGAAGUUCUACUGCGCAUUUGUCAAUGUCCAACUGCGCAGUGAACCGAAUGCGGUCGGCACACUUGCACAUGUUCUACUGCGCAGUAGAUGUAUUUCUAUUGCGCAGUAGACAUAUUUCCACUACAGAGUAAAAAUACCACCACUGCGCAGUAGAACAUUUUCUACUGCGCAGUGGACUAACUAUUCUUUUGUUCUUUGAUGCUUACUGCGGAAUAAAAAGAGUUUUACUGCGCAGUAGAACGUUGACUACUGCGCAGUGAAAACUCGUCUUCUGCGCAAUGGUCACAGCUUUACUGCGUAGUAGAAAUGUUAUUCCUCUACGGUAUAAAUCUAAUUCUACUGCUCAACAUCAAAUGCCAGGUAUGGGCUUCCGUCUCCUUACCUCUAAAGCAAAUUUCUAAAUAGCUGGUGUGAAUUUUUAAGUUGUACUAAGUUAAUGCUUAAUGCUAAAAAUUACUUUAAUUUUUUAUCACGUCUGUGCUCAAUGUUUAAAAGCGUUUCCGCCCGCCCUGUUUUUUUCACAAGUAAUUUUUGAAAAUAUACGAGCGCUGAAAUCGUUCCAAUGUUUAAUAACUUUCAAAUUUCAUCGUCGAUAAAUGAGUUUGCUUGAAUCAACGUUAUUUUGACUUUGAGUGCGUCGCUCGCACCACUGUUCAUCACGUGAUUCUUUAUGAUUAAAAUGUUCUUUUUUGCCAUUAACCACCGUUCCCCCCCAUUAUAAUUUAUCGUUUCGCCUAGUUUAAAAUAAAGAAGGCACCAAAAAAUGUUCCGACAAAAAAAAAAGCAAGAAAAAGUUUGCAACAAAAUUUAUUUCAUGUAUUGCUUGUUAUAACAUAUAUUCAUACUUUGUUUGCAUGCAGUUACUAUUGUCUACUGCAUAUUUUAAAAUGAAUUAUUCAAGUUAUUCAUUCGUGAUUUUAUUUUUUCAAUGUAUUAAUAAUAAUUAAGAAUAAAUUAUUUCUUUCAAAGUGUCUUCUUCAUAGGCUGGGACUAUGUUUAAGUGUACAGAUUUUUAAAUAAAAUUUCUUAAUUAUACAGAAUCUGUGUUUUUUUGUCCUAAUUUUGAACCUGGUUUCUGACGUAGGCAGAAGCAUAAUAGAUAUAAAGAUAAUAAGUCUCAUUUUCGUGCACAGAGUAUUUUUCAAACUGAAAAGAAAAAGUCCACGAAAAAAAAAGCUCUCCAAAUUAAAAAGACAACAUUGAAGUGGUACUUAAAUUCAUUAAUUUUAACCUGAAAUUCGUUAAUAAUAGUAUUUCUUCUUUAUGUAAAAUAAUUUUCAUUGUUUAGCACUAUAAUGUCUUUCAUUUUUAGUUUCACGUUCUCCUUUGUGAACAGAACAUAACCUAAUCAAUUUUUCUUUCUUGGCUUUAUGAUAUUUAAAAACAAUACCCUUGACGUUUGCCCUUCUCUUGAUAAUCGUAUUUGUAAAAGAAUUUAAUUAUUCGACUAAUAAAUUUGGCCAAUAUUGUCUCAUUUAUCAUUGAAAUAAAUGGACAAUUAAUUGACCGUAAAUUGUUUUCGCCUUUUAACGAUGUUACUUUUACCAAGGAGAAAAUAGAACGUUGUAUCGUUGGAAGUGCCAUGGGAAGAGAGUAACUUGAGAUAUUUCUGUUAUUUCGACUUUACUUUAAAGUUCGCUUUAUUUAUCUUUUGUAAAAGGUAAAUACCCACCAGGGGGAAGUAUUACAUUAUUUUUUGCAUUAAAACUGAGAAAACGAAUACAGUAUCACAAGUAUCAGCCAAAAGCGAAAGACAGAAAAGAGAAACAAACUUAAAUUCCUGUAGCAAUAGACAAUGAAAUUUAACAUUUCGAAUGCUUUGUAUAUAUUACUUACACUGGAAAUAUUCCCGCUGACAGGUUAGUAUAUCUAACGAUACUUCAUAUUCUGUCAAUGUCACUUUGUCCUUUAUUGACAGGUGGUCAUAUCAAAUUUUGCUAUAGUGCUAAAAAUAGAUGUUUUAUAAACUAGUAAGUUGUAUAAAUAUGUGAUUAUGUAAGUGAUAGUGACAUAAAGUGAUCAUACAAUAUUGACAUACACCCUGUGUAAUUUGCAGACCGGAAUGUUGGUAAUUUGCAGACCGGAAUAUUUGUAAUUUCUUAUUUUUAUAUCUAUCGCUAUAUGAUGACGUCAUAGGUUAUUUUGUCACAUGUCAAUCCAAUUUGCCUUCAUUGAGUAGUUACUGACAUGAAUGCGCAUAGAUACACCAAGAAUUAUUCCAUGAGAGCUGCCAAAAACAAGGUUCUCAAAUACUAAUUUUUCAAACCAAAAUUCUGAUCGAUUUCCAUUUUCUCCCUAAAGGAAUUCUUUGUGUUCAAAACACCUGUAAAUUUUCCUAAUAACAUAGUACCUUCCUAUAUUAAUUCUUUUAAUGACUAGUACUGAAAAUAGUUUUAAAAAAGAUAAAAAAUCGAAAACUUCUAAAAAAACAUAUUUUCUCCAACCAUUGUCUCAUUAUGACCAACUGCCACCAAUUAAGUCACAGCACAUUGCUGCUUCUUUGUGCCAAGUUUCGUCACUUAAAACCAAACAGAACAAAAGUUACAGCCCGCGGGCUCUUUAUGCCCCCCCCCCCCCCCCCCCAUACUUACAAGGGUAAAAAAAAGCCCAUGCCAAAUAGGGCUAAAUUUCAUAUCUUUUUGGUCUCUUGUGCUACCAACAGCAAGAUUUAACUUUUCAUUAGAGUACUUAAGUACUAAGUUGCAGCUUCUUGACUCCCUUUUUGUAGGCAAAAAGAGUAUGUUAGAGGUUUGUAAGAUUCUACUUUUUCAAUAUUGUAUAUGCAUGUGCUUUGUCUUAGCAUGGUAUAGUAAGGUAUUAGUGAGUAAUAACCUUACUACGCCAAAGCGACGACAUUUUGUGACGUUCGCAUAUUUACUACAUUAAAUGUGCAAAGUGAUUGAAUGUUACACCGGUAAGCAAAAACGAAAAUAAAUAGAAAUGCUGAAUAUCACCAGGAAAAGAACAAAAAGACAAAUAAAACAUAAGGGGAACUUAAACGAAACAAGGCCAAUAGAGAAAACAUAAAUAAAUAAAAAAAACAUUCACGACAUAAAUAAUAAAAAGAAAACAAUAAAAUUUUCAUUAUCGCUUUUACAUUCGAUUACAGAUGAGUUGCAGCAUGACGUACUGUUUUGAUUUUGCAUCGAGAACAAUGAUCAUGCGUACGCAUGUGCACAGGCGAAAAAUGUAGUCAAACAACAAACCGCGACGAUCAAAAAUAUUAGGUGUAAAAAAAAACUGACUCUAAAAUUGGUAAUGUCUGCUCUUAACAUAGAAGAUAUUAGUUGAGAAGAAACAAAUUCAAUUUCAUUUUCAAUCUUAUAUUCCUAAAAGUCUAUUAACUAGAAUAAAGAUACAUGCACAACAUCAUUUUACUUUGCCCGAUGAUGGGAGAAGGAUCUCCCGAAACGUCGACUACUAAACUAUCAUUUUCAGGAAAUGAUAAUCUUUCCACAGAAAUAUGAAUACUAAACAGACAAACCGAAAUAAUAUCUUCAAUAAUAAAGAUUUAAUUUUGCUAUGUGGUCCUUUCUUUCUUGCCUUUCAGGAUGCGCACGCAUAUUCGGAACUUUCUAAACAUUUGCAACUCAUCUAUUAAAUCAUCAUAUGACAUUAUACUUAAAGCAGCUAUUCGGCUUUUAAGGCUACAACGAUAUGUUAGUAAAAAUAUAAACUUCUAUCAACGUCACAGUGGGCAGACAUAUGAAUACAAGCGCCACACCCUGGCUUUAGUAUGUUGGUAAACUCUGGACCGAAAAGUAAAUAGUCACAUCAGAAGUACUUUUACUAGAAAAAAAGAAUAAAAAAUACCAAACAUUUUUGCAAUUUGCAAGCAUAACUUAAAUAAACAGAAAAUGAACAGCUCUAUCGAACAAAGUAAUGGAAUAUCUUUCAAAGGAGUCAAAUAUCUUUCUCUAAUUUUCUUGUAAUGUUUUUUCUAACUCUGCUAUUGAAUGUUCCCAGUGGGCACUUCAACGUUGAAUCAACGUUGAAAAGACGUUGCUUGCGACGUUGAAAAGACGUUGAUUUUACGUUGCAAAUGAAAGUUUUUUUGACGUCUUUUUCCGACGUCUAUUCAACGUCGGACAUCAACGUCUUUUCAACGUUGAAACAACGUCUCGCAACGUCUUUUCAACGUUGAAACAACGUCUCGCAACGUCUUUUCAACGUUGAAACAACGUUGCAGGACGUUGUUUCAACGUUGAAAAGACGUUGAUGUCCGACGUUGAAUAGACGUCGGAAAAAGACGUCAAAAAAACUUUCAUUUGAAACGUAAAAUCAACGUCUUUUCAACGUCGCAAGCUACGUUGAAACAACGUCCUGCAACGUCUCUUCAACGUUGAAACAACGUCUCGCUACGUCUUUUAAACAUUGAAAUAACUUCUCGCAACGUCUUUUCAACGUUGAAAAAACGUCUAACAACGUCUAAUCAACGUCGUUUGGAAAUGCUCUCGCAACCGUUAUUCAGCGUCUUUUCAACCUUAAGAAACAGACAAACUUGACCGAAUCAAAUCAUAAUCGCCAUUGUGGCUUCAGUUUUAUAUGUCCAUAGUUUACAUGUCCAUGUAUCUAUUCCCUAGCAUGAUUCCGACGCUUAUAUUUGUGUUACGUUAUUUGUACAUGGUUAUUGCGAAAAAGAAAUAAAAUCAUUUCUACGAUAUGUCAUUUUUUUAUUAUAAACAUCGGCAGUAUAUACAACUUCUCCGCUGAAAACUUCCUAAAUGAAACUUAACGGAGUUUUAUAAUACAAAAUAUAAAAACGAUAUUUCAAGUAUUCACAACUGGUACUAUGUGAGAAUCUCCAGCGUUCCAACCCAAUGCAAAAAAUGUAACGCAGCAAUGACGAGGUUGUUAAACGUGCAGUAUUUGCAAAUUUAUAGCUGCGAUUUCAUGUGCCAGGCACGCCUCCUGAUAAGGCAGCCUGUUAGUAUGCUCAAAUCACCUAAAGUGUCAAGCAAAACUGUUGCACCGAAGUCUUUAAUCAAGCAUUGGUUAGAGAAAAAGUAUGUUUUCUUAAUGAAGUCAGAGUUGAAUACAAGGGUGUUUGUUAAGGAUACCAGAUGCGAAUAAAUACGAUCAUGAUGCUAUACUUUAUAAAAAGUGUGAAAAGCCACCGUCCUCACCAGGUGCAAGAAGUCCAGGAAUCGAGGUUGAAAAUUACAAUAAAAAUAUAAUGAAUAUUAUAUUAGCACUGUAUUUCCUUAAAAAAAGCACCCACUCAUGCAUAUUCCAUACUUUUACUAGUCACAAGUCCGAUCUCUAGUAGAAACACUAAAAAUUGUUGAGCUAAAAUCACUUUAACAUUUUGCCAUUCUAAUUUUCUGCCACCCAAUCAAAAUUAAUAUAAGCUAGAAGAAUUUAUUACGGCGCUUGAAAAAUUUAUAAUCCUCUCUGAUAUAAAAGUUGUAAAUUAUUUAAAAAUUAAUCGAUUUAAUUUUCUUCGGCAUUAGUUCUUCCCGCUCCUCCACAUCUAUCAGGUGCAUAUUUAAGGAUUGAUGCCGUACACGCACGAACUUCUCCUUCUGUCGCAUUCUUUUGAUGUUUGAUAACAGUUUCUACAACGUAACAAAAUUCUUAUCACAUAUUGAUGGAGGUAGUUUACAGUACAACAGCUGGACAAAUAGAUUUCCUCAGAUUAAUGUGUAUUUUUCCCCCUGAACGUCGACCCCUCGAAAUGGCGGGAAAAACUUAAUACAAACUUGUCGGUUUGGAUUAGCACUUUAAUAAGAGCUAUUGUAUUUAUUUGUACAUAUUUUAACCGACAAUAAAUAAAUUAACAACAACAAACUAAAACGCUUACAAGCACAUAUAUAAAUUGAAUAUUAGGAAUAGGAUUUUUUUACUAACCGACAACAGCUUUAUAUAAGUUCAUCCUUGCAAACCCAACCUUUUCACUUUUUCCCUUCCCUUUCAUGUUGAGUGCCGACAUUACUUCAUUAUUCAUGAUUCUAUAAUGAAAGUGGAAUAAAAGUAAAACAAUCGACAUCGUAAGCGCAUUUAAUAUAUAGUUGCGAGUCCAUUAGGCUGCGGGGCCGCAUUCCGUAAACUAUUCAUUCAAUUAAAUAAUUCUUGGACCUCGUGCACGAUUUUUUUAUGGAGAAGAUGAAACGAAGCAUGUGGGCACAACAAAGUGAUUUUCCACUACCACUGUAAACUACACAACAAAGAAAACCAGCGUCAGUACGGGGAUUUUUAUCAAUGUCAUUAAAGAUUAUCCGACCUUCGAUAUACUCUCCAGCAACAGUACAACGUUCACAACCGUCGUAUCCUGUAUGGCCUUUUAUGCCUUUUAAAAAUUGCCUUGCUGGGGCGUCGCAAGUGAAAAAGUGCAAAGCCACUCGUACAUCAAUAUCAUUUACGAUCAUGGUAUCACUUCGAAGUUUAUGCAGCUCUUCCAGAAAUUCAUGGCAAAAGUAUUCAACAGGUGUUGGUUUGCUAUUGCCACAAAAAAGUGCUAUCACAAAUGGUGUUGCAUAUUCAAAUUGACCUAGAAUUGGCCAAAAUUGGGUGCUUGAUGACUUAUAUAAAGAUUCUGCUACGAAUGCUACCGAAGCAAAGUUUACGAAUUAGCAUAUGCUGUACAGAAAUACUUUACUCACGUCUGUGGUUCUUCGCCCUUUUCGCCUUGUGAGUUGAUACGAACUUCUUAGGGGCUUAGGCGCGAAUUUCCUCAUCGAAAGUUUCCCGCCAAUGACUAGGAGGGAUAUUACAUGCGACAAAGUAAAGGUUUAAAUAUGUGAAAGCGAAGUAAAUAAACAGUUAUUAUUGUAUUAUAAAUUAUAAUUUGACAAAAUGGAUUGUAUUUUAAAUGUCUCACAUCCAUAAUACAAGUUGAAAUAUU
This is a messenger RNA of Hydractinia symbiolongicarpus, 11587 nucleotides long. RefSeq lists its product as uncharacterized. Gene Ontology annotation, molecular function: tumor necrosis factor receptor binding. Bases 153 to 914 code for a protein of 253 amino acids. Gene Ontology annotation, biological process: immune response. NCBI's taxonomy places the organism in Eukaryota, Metazoa, Cnidaria, Hydrozoa, Anthoathecata, Hydractiniidae. Gene Ontology annotation, cellular component: membrane. The transcript has 6 exons. The record is from RefSeq and is a predicted model, not a curated record.